Molecule: messenger RNA, 231 nt
Organism: Cynara cardunculus var. scolymus (artichoke)
Lineage: Eukaryota; Viridiplantae; Streptophyta; Magnoliopsida; Asterales; Asteraceae
Source: RefSeq, a predicted model, not a curated record
AUGAUUCUUGAUCGAGAUAAAAAGAAAAUAAAAAAUCUACGCUUGUUGAAGUUCACCUGUACCAAUAGGCAGCAGAGGGAAAUAAGCACUACACCUAGGAAUCAACAACACAAAAACUUUGUUAUAAAUUAUUCCUUAGUAGGCUUGGGACUAAAGAAUGGUUGGGACAACAAACAUCCAUCUCGUUUGUAUUUUGGAUACCCGUAUAACCAUAAACGGUUGUUGAAGUGA